CAUCGCUGCUAUUCUUUCAUGUGUGUGAAUGAUAAAAUAAUUUAGUUUUUGUAAAAUUUAUGUAUUUAUCCGUGACAUAUUUAUUGAAAUGUAACAAAAAUAUAAACGUGCUUGUUCAUUUAUUAUUUUGAAGACCUUAUUUUCCCUUAGAAGGGCAAUAAAUAAGCAGGAUGUCGAGUGAUGAGGACAAACCUCCUGCGCCUCCUGUGCGCCUCACUAGUAAUAGAGCCACUGACCGAGGGGACUCUGUGGCAUCAGUGGACAUGAGGCCACUGCCAAAAGAACCUGAUGAUAGUGGUGAUAGAAAAAAGAAAACACUAAAAGCAAAAAUUAAAGGCUCUAAAAGUACCGCCCAUAAUGAUAAUAAACCCAAUAUUAGCUAUCCAACAAAUUUUGAGCAUACUGUGCAUGUGGGAUUUGACGCAGUGACUGGAGAAUUCACAGGAAUGCCGGAAGCAUGGGCGCGGUUACUGAUGGCUUCGAACAUCAGCAAGCAAGAGCAGAAGAGCAAUCCGCAAGCCGUGCUAGACGUCCUCAAGUGGUACGACGCCUCUGCGACGCAGCCGCCCCCAUCCAAAUACAUGACCUCAGCUCAGAUGCACACCACUCAUUCCGGCUCGUCCGUAUCGAGGGUGUCUUCUAGCAGCCCGUCGUCGUCAACGCCCACAGACACGGAGCACCCCGAGCCGCCGCCUCCGCCGCCGUCCCGGCCCGACCGCACCAAGAGUAUUUAUACAAAACCAAUAGAGGAGGAAGAGGCGCCGCCGCCGCGACCGGCGCCCGCGCCCGCGUCCCCGCCGCACGUGCCUCACCCCGCUCUCACCACUCAUUCGAUAUGCAGCAGAGCGGAGGUGGGCAGCGGGCCGGUGCCGCUGGACCGCAACAAGAACCCGGCGGGCGCCGCGCCGCACACGCCGCCGCCGCACGCGCCGCACCCCCCGCACCCCGUCCACCCGCCGCCGCCCAACGGCGCGCCUGUUACUACAGAGACUGGAAGAGCAACCGGUCAGCAGCAAAGGAAAAAGAAAAUGACAGACGAAGAGAUAUUAGAAAAAUUACGAACAAUAGUCAGUGUGGGUGAUCCAAAUAGAAAAUAUACGAAAAUGGAAAAGAUUGGUCAAGGAGCGUCGGGAACGGUGUACACGGCGAUCGAAACGUCAACGGGGAUGGAGGUGGCCAUCAAGCAGAUGAACCUGAGUCAGCAGCCGAAGAAGGAGCUCAUCAUCAACGAGAUCCUCGUCAUGCGGGAGAACAAGCACAACAACGUCGUCAACUACCUCGACAGCUAUCUUGUUAAUGAGGAGCUAUGGGUAGUAAUGGAGUACCUAGCAGGCGGUUCUCUAACGGACGUGGUGACGGAGACGUGCAUGGACGAGGGGCAGAUCGCCGCCGUGUGCCGCGAGGUGCUGCAAGCGCUGCACUUCCUGCACACCAACCACGUCAUCCACCGCGACAUCAAGUCCGACAACAUAUUGCUGGGGCUCGACGGGCAGGUCAAGCUGACUGACUUCGGGUUCUGUGCACAAAUAUCACCCGAGCAAAAUAAGCGGACUACAAUGGUCGGCACGCCUUACUGGAUGGCGCCUGAGGUUGUUACGAGAAAGCAGUAUGGACCAAAGGUGGACGUGUGGUCGCUGGGCAUAAUGGCGAUAGAGAUGAUCGAGGGCGAGCCGCCUUACCUCAACGAGAACCCGCUGCGCGCGCUCUACCUCAUCGCCACCAACGGCAAGCCCGACAUCAAGGACAAGGACAAGCUCAGCGCCGUCUUCCAGGACUUCCUGGACCAGUGCCUCGAGGUCGACGUCGACUGCCGCGCCACCGCGCUCGACCUACUCAAGCACCCGUUCCUAAAGAUGGCGCGGCCGCUCGCGUCGCUGACGCCGCUGAUCAUGGCGGCCAAGGAGGCGGCGAAGGGCCAUUAGCGCCGGCUGCCGGCGCCGCGCGCGCCCCCCACGAACGAUACUGACCCAUUGUGAUAAUACCCGUGAAGUAUCCCUAGCGAGACGCCUCGAGCGCGUCCCGACGCCGCGAGUGUCGGUCAGUCCCUCCCCCGAGCUAUUCUAGGAAGAAAAUUAGAGCAUUUUUUGUGCGGGUGCCGGCCGCCGAAUAGUGACCAUAUUUUUACAAGGGAAGCGCGGCUCGGCGCCCGAAGCGUAGUGACGCUCGGUAGCAUAUCUCUUAUUGACGUGUUUCGUUCGACUGUUAUUCCGUGGGAUCGAUUAGGAUGUAGAUACUAGAUAGACAUUAGUUACUUAGAUACGAAUUGAGAAACUACGAAAUAAUCUAGCUGCGACCGAAGACUGGCAGUUACGUUUAGGUGAUCUUGUAAAGUAUAAAUAGUAGAAUACGGUAGGUCCGUUACGUUUAGUACUGUUUCAGCUUUCACUGUGAUGGUAGCUGAUAAGGAAGCGGUAGGCGGAAACACUUCAAUACAGAGGCGAGGGGCGCGGCCCGGGGGCGGCGCCCGUUGAGCGAUGGUGACCGAAUGAUGUUUGAGUGAAUGAAUGGGUUACGCAUUUUCAUUAGAUACUUGUGUAUUUUCGUAACAGAAAAUUAAGUAAGAUGUGAAAGUAAUAUUUUAACACAUAAAUUUUAUUAUGGAGUGACGAAAUUACGUAAUAUUUAUAUAUUAAUUUUUAACGUAUUAAUUAUAUUAAUGAUUUGUUGGCUUCUAUUUGCUUACUUGCUUAUGGUAGUUAAAGAUAGUUUAACCGGUGUAUACAAAUUAUUUAUUAAAUCGUCGGAUAUGACUUCUUAUUGAGAUUAUAAUUGAGGCGACUUUUAUUAUUUUAGUCACGCAUUAUUUCUAUGGUUGAUAGGUAUUUUUUAGAUCAACAGGCAAUUAUUAUUAUUACUUUGAAUUUGUUUGUUUGUAAUGUUUUGCGACUGAUGUUUGUUAGCCUGCCAUUGCAUUGUGAAUGUAUGCAUUGUCUUAAGCCUACAGCAAAUAUAUGAUCCUAUGUGUCAUUUACGACGCAGAUAACUGCGAUAUAAUGUAAUUUCGCUUUGUCAUUUCCUAAGUAUUGUCUUGAGUGUCGGAAUUUGUAUCCUGUUUUACCUCAACUCUAGUUUCAUUCUGCUUCUAGUUAAACGAUAUUAUGCAAAUGAUUCCUAGUUCUUUUCUCAUAUUUCUAUUUUAAAAGCCAAUUUAACUUCCACAUGACAGGUUUGUAUAUUUGUUGAAGGCGGCCUAUAAAAUAUUUUAAUUGUAUCAUGUAUUGUUAGUCAUGAAGGUAAAGCAUUUACGUAGUAUUAAGUUUAUAAAGUUUAUAACAUACAUUGAUUAUGAAUAGCAAAUUCACCAUAAUGGCACAAAACUGUAUUUCUAAGGUUUCAUUGACGAAUCCAUUCAGUCAUCAGAAAAACAACAUUUAGAUAGAUCAUGAUAGUUGUUUUAUCAUCUAAUUACACUUUAUAUUACGACAAUAGUAACCUAGUUAGUACCUAUUUAAUAAAUAUUUCUAAAUACAGCUACAUGAAGUAUUUUUGCUUUUAUAUUAAGACUUGCGGUCUCUCUGCUUUAUUGUUUAGGUUGUGCCGACAGACGCUGUUAAAUUUUAUUUUGUCGUGUAUUUACAGUUUUAUUGGUUAUAAGGUAUGAGUGUUGAGCGAUGUGCGUUUGAUGAAGACUUGUUUUGGGUAGGAUGCGCGGGACAUUAUCUCGUCUGCUGUAAAUAGUACAGACACAGGUUAGAAACGAGUAGUUCACUCAUUGACAAUAUAAAGUGACCAAUUAACGCUAUUUAGUCUGUGCAGUCGUUCUGGGUUGGUGCAGUUAUUCACAUCCUUUUUUAUUAAGUUUUGGCACUGCAUAUGCUACGAUUAACAUUUAAACGUAAUUAUUUUUAUUGUAAUGUUAUAAUAAAUAUAAUUUCAACGGAGUGACGUAACAGUUUACGCUAAUUUUAUUGAUUUACGGCCUAAAAUAUUUUUAAUAAUUAAUCAUUGAUCGUUUUGGCCUAUCGCUAAUACAAUUAUUGAAGAAUAUUAAUUAAAUGCACCAACCAAAACAACAUAAAAUACUUGUGCAAUAAUGUAGAAAUGUAAAAAAUAUAGCCAAAUCUUCAAGAGAGCUUGAACAAAGUUAUUCAGUAUCUAUAACUAAAAUAUAAAUAAGAAGUGUAUUAACUAUGUGAUCAUGAAAAUGAAUUUGAGUAUGGAUUAGAGUAUGAUAAGUUGAGAAAGUAACUGUAAUUAUGAAUAUAGUUUAAGUUGAAAUGUAUUAAUACAUGUAAUAGGAUUAUUGUACAAGACAUUUAAUGUGAUUAGAACAUUUUUCAUGAUUUUGUCAGUUGUAAAACACCAGUGCCAUGUAUGAGCAACUUGUGCAUAUUAAUUACAACCAUACUAUAAUAAAAGACUCACCAUGAUCA
Ostrinia nubilalis (European corn borer) is the source of this 4373-nucleotide messenger RNA. RefSeq names its product serine/threonine-protein kinase Pak (gene Pak). Gene Ontology annotation, biological process: regulation of MAPK cascade; intracellular signal transduction; regulation of axonogenesis. The record is from RefSeq and is a predicted model, not a curated record. Lineage: Eukaryota; Metazoa; Arthropoda; Insecta; Lepidoptera; Crambidae. Gene Ontology annotation, molecular function: protein serine/threonine kinase activity; ATP binding. The coding region runs from base 171 to 1922 and encodes 583 amino acids. Gene Ontology annotation, cellular component: cytoplasm. The transcript has 13 exons.